Closterium sp. NIES-67 is the source of this 2349-nucleotide messenger RNA. Lineage: Eukaryota; Viridiplantae; Streptophyta; Zygnematophyceae; Desmidiales; Closteriaceae. The record is from the annotation of a GenBank genome assembly.
CAGCAGUGACACCUCUCAACAGCCUUUCCCAGGGCAAUUUUCCUGUCAGGUGGUCCACCCUGCGCGAAGCGAGUCAGCGGCAACGACGGGUUACUCCCAGGGUUCCCGCCCAGCCACGUCUCCGUACGCUGGCUCCCUCCCUCAAUCACCUCUGGAGUUUAGAUUCUAGAUUCGUUCGGCUCCAAAUCUAGAAGCACUUCUGGUAAUCCGAAAGGAAGCGCACCCGCCAGCAGAAAGUCUAAGUGCUAAUCCUGCAAUUGAUUUAGUUCUAGAACGCCCAAGUGCUACCACCAGACGCUCAGUUGCCGUUUCCUCAGAAUCCAACCUUGACCUCAGUACUGGCAAUGGCAGGCGAAUCGUACUAGGAACCAACGGCCUCGGGAGACUAGACCGCGGCGCCAUGGGGGGUAAAUACGUCGCUUGUAGCACGUAACUCGUAGCGCGUCAUUUGUACCGCGAAGCUUGUGGCUCGGAGCCGAGUCUCCUCUUAGCUAAGUGGAACCCGACUUGUUUCAAAGGACGCAUCAAGUCGGGAGAGACUUCUGAAGAGAAAGAUUCAAUCGCCAUGGCGAGCAGACGGCGAGAAAGCAGCCACUGUCCGCAGAAAGCCUUAAGACCAUCGCAAAUAUCCCCCGCCACUAUCCUACCAUCCUCCUCUUCCUCUUCCUCCACCUCUAACUCGUCCCUUAAUUCACGGUCACAUCUUCUUAACACGUCGCCCCAUCCCCCCCCUCCUGCCGCGUCGCCUCCCCUGUCCAAUUUUGCGGCGACCCCCGCGCGUCGAAGGGCAAGGGCGGCACGGGCUUUUAGUCGCAGUCUGCUCGUUCUCGCGCUGCUAGCUGCGUUGUUAGCGGCGGCGCUCUGCCCGUCUCCCGCGAUUGGGAGAAAGCACGACGGCGGCGGGAAACACGGCGGAAAGCACGGCGGUAAGCACAAGCAUGACAAGAAAGGCAAGCACCAUCAUCGCAGCAGCAGCAGCAGCACCAGCGCCACCACUACCAGCACCACCAGCACCAGCACCAGCAGCAGCACCAGCGAAAGCGACAUCGGCCGCGCGAGGGCGAGGGAGGAUUCUAGAAGCGAGAUCUCUCUAGCGAGCACCCUGACCACUCAAGCCCCCGCCGACGCGACGCCGCAGGACCUAGGCGCGACGGCGAACGAGGUGGUGGUUCGGACCGAGGCGGAGCUAAGAGCGGCGAUUAAAGCCGGGAAGCCGAUCCUGCUGGUAGCCACCGUGGUGCUGACGUCACCGCUGCCGAAUAUAACGACGGCCGUCACGAUUCGUGGGCAUGCGACGGCGUGCGCCGACCUGAAGUUCAACCUCUGUCGCAUCGACGGGCGCAGCAGGAACCGGCACUUCACCGUGACGCGCGGCGGGCGGCUGCAACUGACGCUGGUGAUGCUGAGCCGUGGGUACACGCGCAACGGCAGCGGCGGCAGCACGCUGCUCGUCAACGGCGGAGUCGCGAUCCUCAACCGCGUCUACUUCCGCGGAAACUCCGCCUUCGGCACGACGGCCGGCGGCGGCGCAAUAGAAGUGGACGAGGGCAGCAAGCUGUACUCGACCGCGUCGCACUUCAUCCGCAACCUGGCCGGGUUCGGCGGCGCGAUCGGCGCGGCGGACGGCAGCACGGUGAGCCUGUACGGCAACAUCUUCCACCGCAACCUCGCGUCCACGGCGGGCGGCGCCAUCUCCAUGCUGCUCAACACGCAGGCCACCAUCCGCAAGUCGCAGUUCACCGCGAACGAAGCCGGGCAAGGGGGAAUCAUUCACCUGGACGCGUCCAACAUGACUCUGUGCAAUGCGACCUACUGGAACAACAACGCUACACUCAUGGCGCCCAAUGUCUUAGCACAGACCAAGUCCACUGUGGUGCUCUGCAGGGUGCCCACGACGGCUGUUGUCGCAACAGACGGCUCCACCGUCGCCCAGGCCUGCACCCCCUGCAUCUAGUUUCUGCUCUGCUCAGUGCCUUGGUUCUGCUAUGGCGGCGGUGGCAGCGCCUCACGAGGAGUCUUUUCUUCUGCAUUCCUUGUGUCUAGUUGAGCGUCCUGGGCCAACUUACAAUGCCAGGCCUAAGGUGCAGUUGGUUAUUUUAGACUCAGCAGCAGUUUUAUGAAUUUUCAAGGAUGUUCACACCAAGGUGAAUGACUGUAUUUUUCAAUGGGGGUUGAGGUGGUGUAGUUUAUGCAGGGGAGCAGGCUGGGUUCGCAAGCAACACACUGUUCUUUAGCAUAGUAGGAGGCGCCAUGCUUUUUCUAGUUUUGUGACUGGGCAGGGCAGUCGCUUAAGAGUGAGUAAUCCACUUGAUGACAUGCUAUUGGUAUGUGACGAACAUGGCAUGAUAU